UUUGCUUCUUCUUGUAAUGUGAUAUUCGUAAAGUUAUUUAAAAACUUUUUUUUUUGCGGAACCAAAUCCAGGAUUAUUAUUUGUGCUACUUCUGUGAUCUCUGGACAAAGUUCAAGUGACAUUGCUAUAAGUGAUAUUGUAACAUUCAUUGUGCACACAGUUCAUAAAUAUUUUUGAAGCAACAGUUUAUUGUGACUAUUAUAGUUUCUCUCGACUGGACGAAGUGAUCUUCACACAAUUGUAAGUCGUAUAUUUAAUAUUUUUUAAAUCACGAUCAUCAUGUCACAGUCACGUGGUUUUCAAAUUCUGGACAUUAAGGACGAUUUCUUUAAGACAUUCAAAUUGAAAUCUGGACCUAUCAUUGGGUCAGGACUGUCUGGAAACGUAGUGCUGGCCAGUCACCUUGACCAGCCGCAAACUAAGAGAGCAGUCAAAAUAUUUUCUUAUAAUGGAGAUAGUGAAAUGAAAAGCAAGAAGCUGUUCGUACGCGAGGUGAAAAUGAUGCAGUCUGUUAACCAUCCAAACUUGAUGAAACUUAUCAUGGCUGUGAGAUGUCCAACGUACUUGGCUAUCUGCAUGCCCUUUUACCAGAAGGGCAGUUUGUCUUCAUUACUUCGUGAACUGACCCCCUCAAAUCUGGCAGUUUACUUGACCCAACUUACUUGUGCUGUAAGUUACCUUAACAUUAAGAGGAUUGUCCAUUCGGACAUUAAACCAAACAACAUUUUAGUCGACGACAAACAAAACGCAAUCCUCGCAGACUUUGGUUUAGCGUUUAGUGUUCCUCAUGAGACAGAGGUCAUCAGUUCGGACAAGGUUGGAGGCACUCCGGCCUUCAUGGCACCAGAGCUUCUCACAUUGGGUAACGUGGACCCAUUCAAACUGGAUGUCUAUUCUCUAGGUGCCGUAGUGUGGUGUAUUCUGUUUCAAAUAGAACCAAAGUCUACUGUGGCAUUUGACUAUCUUCACGAAACUAACAAGAGUCCAGAUAUUCCACAACCUUACAGAUGGGCUCUGACCAGAAUGCUUGACCCAGUUCCAAAUAAAAGAAUUCACAUAAAUAUUUUGCUGUCCAAGCUUAAAGACUCAAGACUUUGUCCUGCCAUUACGGACAGCUUGACCACAGCUUGACCAUAGUUUGACCACAACUUGACCACAACUUGACCACAGCUAGCCGAUGAAGAUAAGUAGCUUAGUAACUCUAUUUACUAGAUUUUGCAAUAGAUAGACUGUAAUAUAACAAAUUAACGAGGUAUCCUAAUCAGACCUUACAGUCUUUACUGGUGAUGGUAUCUUGAAGGUCAUCUAUUUCUGUAGCCCAUAGUUGACGAGGAUGCCAUGUCACAUGUCCAGCACAACGACCAACUCCAUUUAGUCUUCACCAAAUAUUAUCAUGUACCAAUUAGAAUUCGGGAGGCGAGGUGUCUGAGUGUUAAGCGCUUGGCGUCUAAACCUCGGAUCCCAGGUUGGAGUCUCGGUGAAGUCUGGGAUUUUGAGCUUCGAAUUUUUAGGGCGCCCCUCAAACCACAAAAUACUAAUGUGUACCCAACUUAAAUUGGGGAAUGCAAAGGCGGUUGGUCGUUGUGCAUUAUCUUUCAAGAUAUUUAGAUUUAAAACCCCAAGUUACACUUCAAAAAAUAUUUCUUUUCUUUUUGAGUAACAAUUAUGUAUCUAUCUUUUGAAGCUGAUGAGACUGAGAGAGUUAGAGGAUAAUCAAAUAUGUCGAAAUGGUUCUUUCACAGGAUUGCUGGUAGGAAGAGCAGAAGUAGACUUAAUGAUAGCAAAGAAAUAUAAGAAAGGGAAAUGACUGGUAUAAAUUACCCAUGACUUGGAACACUGGAGACAUUCCAACAUACGAUAUAUGAACUCUAACACACUAGAGGCAUUAACAACACUUGAUUUGAGUCUACUUAUGUUGUGACAUCAACAUUUGUAACUGAAACAAGUCUGAUCGAGUCCUACUAAACAUCUUAGACUUGUCUACUUAUAUACUGCUUUGAACUUGAGCUUUACAAUCCUCAAUACAUAAAACUAAUUGCAUUCCUGUCAGACUUUAUUGGACAUGCAUUCCUUUUAGGGACUCUUGCCUUAAAAAAAAAUAUUUUCACCCCCUUAUUAACUAAUAGCCUUUAAUAUGAACUAGUUGGCAACAAAGUCUGAGACAGUGUUCUACAAAGUACAUGUUACUAUCCUCAAACAACUUAUUAAUUAUUCUUCAGACUUUUCGCUUGAAAAGACUGCAGAAAAGAAUAAUGAAAGUAUCUUGCAUUGACAACCAAACUUUUUGCAGUGUGUUGUGGAUAGGUGAUGUAAUAUAGGGCAUGCAAGGGACGUGGGCUGUAAUGUGUGACACUGACCCUAGUGACGCCACUGCUGUAAAUUUCAGAAAAACAUCUCUAGAACUAAUCUUUUUGACUGUGUCCUGAUUCAAU
Biomphalaria glabrata is the source of this 2432-nucleotide messenger RNA. RefSeq lists its product as uncharacterized. The transcript is spliced from 3 exons. Bases 280 to 1131 code for a protein of 283 amino acids. The record is from RefSeq and is a predicted model, not a curated record. Lineage: Eukaryota; Metazoa; Mollusca; Gastropoda; Planorbidae. Gene Ontology annotation, cellular component: nucleus. Gene Ontology annotation, molecular function: protein serine/threonine kinase activity; ATP binding. Gene Ontology annotation, biological process: mitotic DNA damage checkpoint signaling; protein phosphorylation.